CGAGUCGACUUUCUGUAGGGGCUGCUAGUUUUCCUCGUGCAGACGCUCCUCUUCAGAGGUGGGAUAACGGGCUAUAAAUACGCAGACAAACUUCUGGUGCUCUUUUACGCACACGGCUUUCCUUCUCCUUUCGCGUUUUUCACUACACGUCAACUACAACUUUGAAGAGGUACCAUGCAACUUUACAUGGCAGCUAUUUUCGUCUACGGAGUAACGGCCCUCAAUACCACAGAGGAGAGAGGUUCCUGCCCUCUUGGAUAUUUUCCUUGUGGCAACCUGACCAUAUGCCUCCCUCAGCUCCUGCACUGCAACGGCAUCGAUGACUGUGGAAACCAGGCAGACGAGGAGAAUUGUGGAGAUAAUAAUGGAUGGCCUCAUCUUUUUGACAAGUAUUUUGGAAUGCCAAGUUCAAACGCAGGCACCAGGUCCAACAUGUGCUUGCUGGGAGUCUUUCCUGAGCUCUGCCAGUGUCGAGACCUGGAGCUGGACUGUGACAGCACGCAGCUUGAAGACAUCCCUGUGGUUUCUGUAAAUGUUACCAUGAUGUCUCUUCAAAGGAACCGUCUCCAGACGCUGAAAGCAAACAUCUUCUAUAGAUACCAGAGCCUUCAAAAGCUAUAUCUCCAGCACAACAAAAUAGUAGAUGUAAGUCCGGAUGCAUUCAGAGGGCUCUUCAAUCUAACAAGACUAUAUCUGAGCUACAACAAGAUAUUAGUCCUGAUGCCGGGUGUGUUCAAGGAUCUGCACAAGCUUGAGUGGUUGAUCCUGGAAAAUAACAACAUCCAUCAAAUAUCCUCCAUGACCUUUUCAGGGCUGAACUCCCUCGUUUUACUGGUUUUGUUGAACAACUCUCUGUCAAAGCUGGAUGACAUCUGCCAGGAAAUGCCAAGACUGAAUUGGCUGGAUUUGGAGGGGAAUGUCAUUGAAACAGUUGGAAAUGUCUCGUUUCGCUCAUGCAGCAUGAUGACAGUACUAGUCUUACAGAGAAACAGGAUCAGUCACAUCCAUGAACAAGCUUUCUCAGUCCUCCAGAAGCUCGGGGAAUUAGAUCUAUCCAGCAACAGACUGAUGGCGAUUCCUCCCAAUCUCUUUGUCCUACUAGAGGAUUUGCUCCAACUGAAUAUCUCAUAUAAUCCCAUCAUGGAGCUCCAAAUUGACCACUUUGACAAGCUGCAUAAACUGAAGUCCUUGAGCAUAGAGGGGAUAGAAAUUGAAAAUAUACAGCGGAGGAUGUUUGAACCUCUUAAAUACUUGACUCACAUCUACUUUAAGAAGUUCCAGUACUGUGGCUAUGCUCCUCAUGUGCGUAGCUGCAAACCAAACACGGAUGGCAUCUCGUCCUUUGAGGAUCUGCUGGCCAACAUCGUGCUGAGGGUCUUUGUGUGGGUGGUCUCUGCGACCACUUGCUUCGGAAAUAUCUUCGUCAUCUGCAUGCGCUCGUACAUCCGCUCAGAGAACAAACUCCACGCCAUGUGCAUCAUCUCUCUCUGCUGUGCAGACGGGCUGAUGGGUGUCUACCUCUUCAUGAUUGGAGCUUAUGAUUUGAAGUUCCGUGGCGAAUACAACCGGCACGCUCAGGCCUGGAUGGACAGCAGUCAGUGUCAAGUCAUCGGCUCUCUGGCCAUGCUGUCCACCGAGGUGUCGGUCCUUCUUCUCACCUACCUCACCCUGGAAAAAUACAUCUGCAUUGUUUACCCUUUCAAGUACUUGACACCAGGCUGGAGAAGAACAGUCACCAUCCUUCUCGGGAUAUGGGUGUUUGGCUUUAUUGUUGCCUUCUUGCCACUGGUCUGCAAGGGUCUUUUUCGCAACUUCUACGGGACCAAUGGGGUGUGCUUCCCACUGCAUUCUGAGCAGCCGGAGACACUUUGGGCUCAUGUUUAUUCCAUUGUCAUUUUCCUUGGUCUGAACUUGGUGGCAUUCCUCAUCAUUGUCCUGUCCUAUGCAAGCAUGUUUUAUAACAUCCAGAGAACAGGAACGCAGACCACCAAAUACAGUAACCACAUCAAGAAAGAGGUGACCAUCGCCAAAAGGUUCUUCUCCAUCGUCAUCACCGACUCCCUCUGCUGGAUCCCCAUUUUCAUCCUCAAGAUCCUGUCACUGCUGCAGGUGGAGAUUCCCGGUACCAUCAGUUCCUGGGUGGUCAUUUUUAUUCUCCCCAUCAACAGCGCCCUCAACCCCAUCCUUUACACUCUGACCACACGGCCUUUCAAAGAGACCAUCCUGCAGGUGUGGGCCAAUUACAAGCAGAGACGGCCUCUGCUCAGCGGACACCCAGCUCAGCAUCCAUCCCUCACCUGGCAGGAAAUGUGGCCACUGCAGGAGAACGGCCAUGGCCUCACCGCAGGGCCCAACAUCGAACCAACGGGCACGAUAGCCAAGCUCACCCCUGUGGAAAUAACAAACGAUGGAUACAGUGGCAUUACCAAGAGCACGCAACAACAACAGAAGCAGCAUAUAGUGCUGUCAGUGUGUUCAAAGAAACAAACACCCACACACACAAUUUCCGACAAAAACACAACCAACACGUGAACUCUGUUAACAGCAGAGAAACAGGUGGUUUCAUAACCAGAAUCAGGUUCAAUCAUAUCAAACGUUGAGUGUUUGACUCAUACAAACACCAUGUGAAUUUUUUCUAUUAUCAAGUACCAGAUAAAGUUAUGCACAUAGU
This is a messenger RNA of Cheilinus undulatus (humphead wrasse), 2671 nucleotides long. RefSeq names its product relaxin family peptide receptor 1 (gene rxfp1). Gene Ontology annotation, cellular component: membrane. NCBI's taxonomy places the organism in Eukaryota, Metazoa, Chordata, Actinopteri, Labriformes, Labridae. Gene Ontology annotation, biological process: G protein-coupled receptor signaling pathway. The coding region runs from base 175 to 2532 and encodes 785 amino acids. The record is from RefSeq and is a predicted model, not a curated record. Gene Ontology annotation, molecular function: protein binding; G protein-coupled receptor activity. The transcript has 18 exons.